This is a messenger RNA of Paramormyrops kingsleyae, 2503 nucleotides long. It is a transcript of the gene fam76b, whose product is annotated as family with sequence similarity 76 member B. The record is from RefSeq and is a predicted model, not a curated record. Lineage: Eukaryota; Metazoa; Chordata; Actinopteri; Osteoglossiformes; Mormyridae. Gene Ontology annotation, cellular component: nuclear speck.
UCCGGUCCAGAUGACGACGCGGAAACAGAAAAAAAGGAAAGAAAAGAAGAAGGGAAGAAUAGAGGAAAAGAAACUGGGGAAGAAAUGAGAAAAGGCUUGGAAGAGCUUCAGAGUUCCUUAACACAGCGGAAUAUGUACUGACUCUUUAGACAGUUCUCUGAACAUUUAAGUGAUAAACAUUUCACGUAGCUCUAGUGUGCUGAUAUGGCUGACUGACUAAUGAACGCUGCCUGGUUAUCGGGUUGACCGUUUUACUAGUUAGCUAUUCCCUGCUAUCGGGUUCACUUUUAAUAGCUAGCGCUGCCUGGUUAUCGGGUUCACAAUUUGCAUCGCUCCAUCUCUUUGAGCUGCGCCUGUGAGGAUGGCGACAACGGCUCUGUACGCGUGUACGAAGUGUAACCAGCGGUACCCGUUUGAGGAGCUUUCGCAGGGACAGCAGCUGUGCAAGGAAUGCCGGAUAGCGCACCCUAUAGUGAAAUGCACAUACUGCAGAUCGGAGUUCCAGCAGGAGAGCAAAACGAACACAAUUUGCAAGAAGUGUGCUCAGAACGUGAAACAGUUUGGGACGCCCAAGCCGUGCCAGUACUGCAACAUCAUCGCCGCCUUCAUCGGCACAAAGUGCCAGCGCUGCACCAACUCGGAGAAGAAGUACGGUCCGCCACAGCCCUGCGAGCAGUGCAAGCAGCAGUGCGCCUUCGACCGCAAGGAGGAGGGGAGGAGGAAGGUGGAUGGUAAACUCCUCUGUUGGCUCUGCACGCUGUCCUACCGGCGCGUCCUACAGAAGACCAAGGAGCAGCACAAGGGCCUCAGCUCGUCUCACUCCAACUCCUCGUCGCUCAGCGAUAAGGAGCACCACCGGCAAAGCGUCUCCCACCGCAAGCUGAGCAGCAGUUUGAGUCCAGAGCAGGACCAGGGCCUGUGGAAGCGGAGCCAUAAGUCAUCGAUCCAGAAUGAAACCCCAAAGAAAAAAGCCAAGCUGGAGACCAAGCCAUCGAACGGAGACAGCGGGUCCAUCACCCAGUCCAUGGACUCCGGGACCACGGACAACUUCAUCCUGAUCAGCCAGCUGAAGGAAGAGGUGAUGACACUGAAGAGAAUGCUGCAGCAGAGAGACCAGACCAUCCUGGAGAAGGACAGGAAACUGACAGAGCUGAAGGCCGACUUCCAGUACCAAGAGUCCAAUAUGAGAUUGAAAAUGAACAAUAUGGAGAAAGCACACAAGGAGGCGAUGGAGCAGCAGCAGGCCAAGAACCGGGAGCUGCUCAAGCAGGUGGCAGCACUCUCCAAGGGCAAGAAGAUUGAGAGGGCAGGGGGCACGCUGCUAUCACCAUGACGGCACCCCCCCCCCCCCCCCCCCCCGACAGAGUGACGAGGGCUCUCUAAAGGAGCCUCUCUCUGUGGUUUCGAUCGCUCAUCUCUUUGCUAAUGGACAUAACUCAACACCUUUGUUUCACACUGACUCACGCAUACACUGUAAUGCUUGCAUUCAUCCUUCAAACACGCCAGCAUCAUCGUGGUCUGGUCCAGCUUCCCCGAGGAGUGUCAUCAGAGCGAAUUGCCUGGUCCGGCUUCCCCAAGGAGUGUCGUCAGAGUGACACCACCCUGUCCAGCUUCCCCGAGGAGUGUCAUCAGAGAGACGCCGCCCUGUCCAGCUUCCCCGAGGAGGGUCGUCAGAGAGACUCCGCCCUGUCCGGCUUCCCCGAGGAGUGUCGUCAGAGAGACGCCGCCCUGUCCGGCUUCCCCGAGGAGUGUCGUCAGAGAGACGCCGCCCUGUCCGGCUUCCCCGAGGAGUGUCGUAAGAGCGACUACGCUUGGUCCGUGUAGUCCAGCUUCUGAGAACUUUCUAGUUGUACAAAAUGUUAAACAGGACCUGGAACAUUACCCACCAGGCAGACAUAGGCUUCUGUCUGAAUCACCUUGGGAACAGAACCUGGAUCAGUUUUUAUAUGCCUAUGGUCGUUUUUAUAAUGUUUAAUUUUUAUUUAUAUGGAUUUCCCUUGUCUGUGUAAAACAACUGGUUCAUGUUGAUGGCAGAUACCUUGUUUGUAUUUUUAAUGACGUCAGUAUAAAAUGUGGCGCUUGUACCUGGGGGCGGCCGCGCCAGUGACACUGGUGCAGGCAGGACGGUUGGGGGCCCCUUUCUGCAGCCACAGAUGCCGUUGCGUCCUGGUCCCCGGGUGAAACUAAGCAGCGUGUGGCGGGUGGAGUUUCUGGGUAACCACAAAUGCCAAGCAGCAGCGUGAGGUUUGUGCUGUUUCAGGAGCUGCGCCUUCCCCUCGGCAUGUCGCUGCCGGGGAGUGGCUGCGUGGCCUCCUGCCGGUCUGGAGACAGCUGGUAGCAGCGCUGCAUGUGGAGAGCAGCAGUGCAGGUCGUUUCAGAGCUGAGCCUCGCAUCCGUAUUUAGUGGGCAAUUCUUUUAAAGAUGACAUCCUGCCUGCAAGGGCGCUUUUGUACUUUUUUCCAAAUGCAGUGUUUCAGAGAAUAUUAAACCUAAUAAAACAUCA